Molecule: messenger RNA, 4833 nt
Organism: Talpa occidentalis (Iberian mole)
Lineage: Eukaryota; Metazoa; Chordata; Mammalia; Eulipotyphla; Talpidae
Gene: TLR8
Product: toll like receptor 8
Exons: 3
Coding region: 81-3203 (1040 amino acids)
Biological process (GO): canonical NF-kappaB signal transduction; defense response to virus; toll-like receptor signaling pathway
Cellular component (GO): plasma membrane
Molecular function (GO): protein binding; pattern recognition receptor activity
Source: RefSeq, a predicted model, not a curated record
GAACCGAGCCUGGACCCGACGCACCGCGGGCACCGAAACCAAGGCUCCUGGCCCCCUGGUUCUCAGAGUUCACCUUUGAGAUGGAAAACAUGGCCCUUCGGCCUUCGCUGCUGACCUGCCUUUUCCUGCUAAUCUCCGUUUCCUAUGAGAUCUUCCCCAGAACGAAUUAUUCUAGAAGUUAUCCUUGUGAUGAGAAAAAACAGAACAACUCUGUUCUUGCAGAGUGCAACGACCGUCGCCUGCGGGAAGUUCCCCGAACACUGAGCGAGUACGUGACCGACCUGGACCUGUCAGGUAAUCUCAUCACACUCAUAACAAACGAAUCCUUCCAAGGGUUGCACAAUCUCACCAAAAUCAACCUAAACCACAACGCCAACCCACAGCACCACAAUGAAAACCCUGAGCUGAGCAGGAACGGCAUGAACAUCACCGACGGGGCCUUUCUCAACCUACAAAGCCUGGAGCAGUUAUUGCUGGAAGACAACCAGCUAGACAAAAUCCCAGCGGGCCUGCCGGGGUCUUUGAGAGAACUUAGUCUAACUCAAAACAACAUCCUUUCCUUCACUAAAAAGAACACUUCUGGACUGACGAAUCUCAGCCGUCUCCACUUGGGCUGGAACUGCUAUUUUGGCAACGAUUGUUCCAAAACCUUUGUCAUUGAAAACGGGACGUUUGAAAGCUUGAAGCACCUGAAGGUGCUGUGGCUCUCCUUCAAUGACUUGCAUCAUGUGCCGCCCCGGCUGCCAUGCUCCCUGACUGAACUUUAUCUCAGCAACACCAACAUCAGCAGCAUCAGCCAAGAAGACUUCCAGGGGCUGGGAAAUCUGCAAGUGCUAGAUUUAAGCGGGAACUGCCCAAGGUGUUUCAAUGCCCCGUUCCCUUGUCUCCCCUGUAAAGGCGAAGCUUCCAUUCAGAUACAUCCUCUGGCUUUCCAAAGUCUGCACGAACUGCGCUACCUGAACCUCUCCAGCACCUCACUGAGGAAUAUCAGCGCAAGCUGGUUCGACAAUAUGCCUUAUCUGAAGGUGCUGCAUCUUGAGUUCAAUUACUUAGUGCACGAAAUAGCCUCCGGGGAAUUUUUAACCAAACUGCCCUCCUUAGAAAUACUUGACUUGUCUUUUAACUAUGAAAAGACAGCCUAUGAGCGCUGUAUUAAAAUUUCCCCAAACUUCUCUAACCUCACGUCUCUCCGAGUCCUGCACUUAAGAGGCUACGUGUUCCAGGAACUCAGAAAAGAGGACUUCCAGCCCCUGAUGACUCUCUCCAACUUAAAGACCAUCAACCUGGGUGUUAACUUUAUUAAGCAAAUUGAUUUUAGUAUUUUCCAGCAUUUCCCCAACCUGACCAUCAUUUACUUGUCAGAAAACAGAAUAUCCCCCCUGGUCAAUGACACCAGGCUAGAGCCUGGGGGCGGCUCCUCCUUCCAGAAUCACAUCCGGAGGCCGCGCUCGGCGGGCGUUCAGUUUGACCCGCAUUCGAAUUUCUACCACACCACCAACCCUUUGGUAAAGCCACAAUGUGCAGCCUACGGCAAAGCCUUAGAUUUAAGCUUGAACAGCAUUUUCUUCAUUGGGGAAAAGCAGUUCGAAGCUUUCGGGGACAUCGCCUGCUUGAAUCUCUCCUCCAAUGGCAACGGCCAGGUGCUCCACGGGACAGAAUUUUCAGCUGUGCCUCAUGUCAAAUAUUUGGAUUUGACAAACAACAGGCUGGACUUCGCUGACGACAGGGCUCUCAGCGAGCUGACCGAGCUGGAGGUCCUAGAUCUCAGCUACAACGCGCACUAUUUCCGCAUAGCCGGCGUCACCCACCAGCUGGGGUUUAUUCAGAAUUUAACGCAGCUGAAGGUUUUAAACCUGAGCCACAACAGCAUUUACACCCUGACGGAGUACCAGCUGAAGAGCGAGUCCCUGGAAGAGUUAGUUUUCAGCGGAAACCGCCUGGACCGCUUGUGGAACACCGACGACAACAGGUACCGGCAGCUUUUCCAGUGCCUCGGGAACCUGAGCCGGCUGGACCUCGCCUUCAACAGCCUGCAGCGGAUCCCGGACGAGGCCUUCCUCAACCUGCCCCGCAGCCUCGCCGAGCUCUACCUCAACGACAACAUGCUCGAUUUCUUUAACUGGACGCUCCUCCAGUACUUUCCUCAUCUCCACCUGCUCGACCUCAGCGGCAACCAGCUUUCCUCCUUAACCAGCAGCCUCUUGCAGUUCACGCCUCUUCGGACCCUGCUGCUGAGUCACAACAGGAUCUCCCAGCUGCCCUCCGGCUUUCUUUCCGAAGCCAGCAGUCUGGUGCACCUCGACUUAAGCGCCAACCUGCUAAAGACGGUCAACAAAUCCACGGGGCAGGGCAAGGCCGCCGCCACCUUAGCCAUUCUGGAGCUAGGCGGGAACCCUUUCGACUGUACCUGCGACAUCGGAGACUUUCGAAUGUGGAUAGAUGAGAAUCCGAACGUCACCAUUCCCAGGCUGACAGACGUCCUCUGCGCCAGUCCCGGCGAUCAAAGCGGGAAGAGCAUCGUGAGCCUAGAGCUGACGACCUGCGUCUCCGACGCCAUCGCGGCCGUCCUCUGUCUCUUCACCUCCUUCGUCACCAUGCUGGUGAUGCUGGCCGCGCUGGCCCACCACUGGUUCUCCUGGGACGCCUGGUUUAUCUACCACGUGUGCUUAGCUAAGGUCAAAGGCUACCGGUCUCUUUCCACAUCCCAGACUUUCUACGAUGCCUACGUUUCUUACGACACCAAAGACGCCUCCGUCACCGACUGGGUGAUCAACGAGCUGCGCUUCCACCUAGAGGAGAGUGAGGAAAAGAACGUGCUCCUGUGCCUGGAGGAGAGAGACUGGGACCCGGGACUCGCCAUCAUCGACAACCUCAUGCAGAGCAUCAACCAAAGCAAGAAGACCAUAUUCGUCUUAACCAAAAGCUAUGCCCAGAACUGGAACUUCAAGACAGCCUUCUACUUGGCUCUGCAGCGGCUCAUGGACGAGAACAUGGACGUGAUCAUCUUCAUCCUGCUGGAGCCCGUGCUGCAGCACUCGCAGUACCUGCGGCUGCGGCAGCGCAUCUGCAAGAGCUCCAUCCUCCAGUGGCCUGACAACCCCAAGGCCGAAGGCUUAUUUUGGCAAAGUCUGAAAAACGUGGUCCUAACGGACAAUGACUCCCGGUACAACAAUUUAUACGUCAAUUCCAUUAAGCAGUACUGACUGGUGCCAAGUCGCGGCUCCCCGGCGCAAACACAGGCACAGCCGCCACCCUGCUGUCCCAGGCCCCGACCGCUGUGGAACCAGCGACCCCAACUUCGUGGCUUCGGCUGACGCGCGCUUAACUCCAGGCCCGGCUUAACCGGGGCGUGGGCUCAGAGAACCCCCACAGGAUGCCGACGAGGUGUCAGCAGGGCCUCCGGGCAGCCCUGGGGGGGCGAGGGUCCACCUCGACACUCAACUCACGGUCGAUUUCAUGAUUCAGCCCCUCCUGGGCUGUUGGCCAGAGACGGCUCGCAUAGUCCCCCGGCGAGUGGGUCCCCCACAAGGCCGACUGUUUCCUCAGAGCAGCAAGAGGGGAUGCUAGCCAGGUGGAAGGCACCAUCUUUCGGAACCCCACCCGGGGAGCCAUGCGCCGCCACCUUGGCCAUAGUCUCUCGUUAGAAGUCAGUCACAGGCCUCACCAACCCCCCGGGUGUGCUCACCUCAGCCAGGGAAACUUGUCUCUGACCCGGAUGGCUGGCCGUGAUACCCUCUAUCGGCUUGCUGUCCGGCUUCUGGAGCAGGAAUACCAGGAGGCGGGGAAAGCUGUGGGCCACGUCAGCCAUUGGCCUACUACACCUUCUCAACAGCUCAGAGCUUCAGCAGCUGUGAUGGUUCGAAUGUUCUCUUGCUGUUUAGAUUUAUCAUCUCUCCAUGGCUCUGUGGUUAGAUUGAGCUGUGGCUGCCUGAUUCUCUCCUCCACAACUACUUCUACAAAUACUGGCUACAGUAUUUGACUUCUAAGGAUGCCAUGUAAAGGAUAGUUUUUAAAGCUUGUUUUAAACGUCUUUACCAUCUUUUAAAGUGUGUAGUUAAAUUAGUAGCACUUGGAGAAAGUGUCGAUUGCCAUUGCUGUGAGUCUCGAAUGAUGGAAAAUGCUUCAUUUCACAUGAGCAGAUGAGAGAUAUACAGCAGGGAGGUACCGCUAUAAUACAAAGGAAAUUGCUAUUGCACUGAGUAUCCUGAAACUGCUUUCAAAAAUUAGAUCUGGGUAGAAAUCAAAGGGGAAGCAGUUUUCAUGAGCUUUGUACAUUAAGAUUCUUAUUAUAGAGAAAUCUAUUUUGGAUUCUUCUAGCUUCUGGGGUUUGCUGGCCGUCUCUGGUUUCCCUUGGCUUGUGGGUGUAUCACUCCCAUCUCUGCUUCCACUAUCACACGGUUAUCGUCCCUCUUUGCCUCUCUCUUCUCAUACAGUCACCAGUCAUACUGGAUUCAGGGUCCACGUACUCCAAUAUGGCCUCCUUUUAGCUAAUUACAAGUGCAACAGCCCCAUUUCCAAAUGAGUUUGAGUUACUGGAGGUUAGGACUUCACCACAUAAUUUGGGAAGGACGCACUUCAACCCCAAACAACAGCCAGGGCUUUUCUUGUCUAGAAAGGACUCAGAACUCUGUGAGGGUUGCAAAUGCCUUGUGAAUGAGAAAGUCAUUUAUGAUCCUUGGCAGACUAAAGGCAAGUUCUCUCUCACCUGUGAAUAAAGCUAUUAGGUGAUGUGAGUGUGUUUCCGCUGUCAUUAUCCUUGAGCUUAAAGCCAUAAUUGUGUCCAUUAUUUCCAAUAUUCCCUUAUUUCACAUGGUUGCGUUCUCUUCCUUUCUG